UUCCCCCCUUUUUUAACCUUUUUGAACCGCUUUAUGACAAUUUCGUGAAUUUUAUGAUAAAGAUAAGCGUGAUAAGACCAAAUUAGUAUCGUUUACAAUUCCCGCCCCCGUUUCCCAGCAUCGCCCGGCCAGUAGCAUCGACCGGCUAUUUGGAAUGGGGACACUUUCCAGGAUCAAUUUCUGGAGGCGGCUGCUGCGCUCACAAGCCCACGUGCGUUACAUAACGGACGCCAAAAAGGUUCAGCUGAGAACGGGGCCCUCACUGCAAGAUUUCCUUCAGCCGAACUCUGCGCCAAACCCGGCACAGCAGGAGAUUUAUGUAGCAUCGCGAAAUGAGACCAUUCCCUACGUGUCCCCGGAGACACUAUCGGGACGUAGGCGAAAAGUGUUCUUCGAAGUUUACGGCUGCCAAAUGAACACCAACGAUACCGAGAUAGUGUGGUCGAUUCUAAAAUCGCACGACUAUCAGCGAACUGUUAACAUCAAGGAAGCGGACGUUGUCCUAAUGGUUACCUGCGCCAUCCGUGAAGGCGCAGAGGAUACAGUCUGGAAUCGAUUGAAGCAUCUGCGGCUCAUGAAGCGAAAUCGGGAGGCCGAUGAUACCGAGAAGCCCCUGCAGAUUGGUGUUCUAGGAUGUAUGGCGGAACGAUUGAAACAGCAGCUGGUUGAAAAGGAACACUCCGUUGACGUUGUGGCGGGACCGGAUGCCUACAAGGAUCUACCCCGGCUGUUAACCAUCGGACAACGAGGGCAGAAAGCGAUUAAUGUGCUUCUAUCACUGGACGAAACGUAUGCGGACGUUGUGCCGGUCAAGCUGGACCGGAAAUCGAAGACAGCUUACGUAUCGAUCAUGCGGGGAUGCGACAACAUGUGUACGUACUGUAUCGUACCAUUCACGCGCGGCAAGGAACGAUCACGCCCUAUCAGCUCCAUCCGAGACGAAGUGUUAAAGCUAGAGGACGCCGGCAUCCGCGAAAUAACCCUGCUGGGACAAAACGUUAACAGCUAUCGAGAUACGAGCACUACCGGUCUAUCGGAAGCAACGAGUGGACCGAAAGAAGCCUCAUUGUUGGCGCCAGGCUUUCGCACCGUUUAUAAAACGAAGAUCGGAGGACUCCGGUUCGGAGAGUUACUAGCGGAGCUAGCAGAAUGUGUCCCGGAAAUGAGAAUUCGAUUUACCUCGCCUCAUCCGAAGGAUUUUCCACGUGAUGUGCUGGAGACGAUAGCACGCUACCCAAACGUUUGUAACAGCCUACAUCUUCCGGCCCAAUCUGGUAAUUCGUCAGUUUUGGAACGAAUGCGUCGUGGCUAUUCUCGUGAAGCUUAUCUGAGUCUCGUAAGUGAGGUGCGGUCGGUAAUUCCCAGCGUGACUCUUUCGAGUGAUUUCAUCUGUGGAUUUUGUGGCGAAACGGAGGCCGAGUUUGCCGAGACGAUUUCGUUGAUCGAAACGGUGGGCUACCAUGCGGCGUUUCUGUUUGCGUAUAGCAUGCGCGAGAAGACGACAGCGCAUCGUCGGUACGUCGAUGAUGUACCGGAGCACAUAAAGCAAGAACGGUUAAGGCGAAUGAUUGUAGCUUUUCGUAAGGAAGCAUACCGGCUGAAUGAGGACUUUGUAGGACGCACAGAGUUGAUUCUCGUCGAAGGAUACAGCAAACGGUCGCGUGCCGAUCUUGCCGGACGCAAUGAUGGGAAUGUGAAAGUAGUUAUCCCCGCGGGACCGAUACGGUCUAGUCAGUCUGCCCCUCGGGACGAUUUAAAACCGAUCGGAGUGGGAGAUUAUGUGGCGGUACGAAUCCACACAGCCAAUUCCCAGAUACUCAAGGGAGAUCCUUUGUAUCACACGACCAUUCAUGAGUUUUAUUCGUCCGGUUAAUAAAGAGUAACGAUCGUU
Messenger RNA from Anopheles darlingi, 1891 nucleotides. Its product is annotated as CDK5RAP1-like protein. The record is from RefSeq and is a predicted model, not a curated record. Gene Ontology annotation, biological process: tRNA modification; negative regulation of cyclin-dependent protein serine/threonine kinase activity. The transcript is spliced from 3 exons. Bases 155 to 1873 code for a protein of 572 amino acids. Gene Ontology annotation, cellular component: cytosol; mitochondrion. Gene Ontology annotation, molecular function: tRNA-2-methylthio-N(6)-dimethylallyladenosine(37) synthase activity; 4 iron, 4 sulfur cluster binding. Lineage: Eukaryota; Metazoa; Arthropoda; Insecta; Diptera; Culicidae.